AUGAUUCUUCAAAGCUUGUCUCACACUGAUGUCCCUGUUGCUGUCUCCGUGAGUGAACGCCAUCUUUAUGAGGUUUCUUCGAGCAUUUUAAUGGCAGAAAGCUGGGUCAGGACCCAUGUUCUGACCUACUUCCCUUCGACCAAAAUCAGCACCAUUGUGGUGGGAAAUGCUGUCCUUUGCAACAGAGAUCAUGAGGAGAAUUGGGGUUUGGUUCUGCCAUCUCUGAAGAACAUUUACUACUCCCUCGUCAGAUGGGGCUUGGAGAAAGAAAUCAAGAUGUCGGCUUCCUUUUCUGGUGACUGUUUAAAUCUAAAUUCCAACACAUUUAGAGAUGAACUAACCGUGAAUCUUAUCAAUCCUCUGUUAGGUUUUCUUCUUAAAUCCAACUCAACCUACUGUGUCAGCCCAACUGCAGAUUUUUCACCAUUGUCAUCUGAAGCUACAGACUUGGUUUCUGCUCACUUUGAAUCCAUCAAAAAUCUUGGGCCAUUCCAGAUGAAUGGGUUUAAUGUCGUCCUUUGCACCCAAGAAAAACAGAGACCCAAGAGCAAGAAGGGUUUGGAUUUCUCACGGAGGAUUAUUCACAAACAUGGACCUGCAGUUGGUGCAAAAGGGUUUGGAUUUCUCACGGAGGAGGAAGAAAUGGAUUUUGCUACUCGCAGUGCUCGGCUUCACAGGUUAUGA
This is a messenger RNA of Telopea speciosissima, 684 nucleotides long. RefSeq names its product probable glucan endo-1,3-beta-glucosidase A6. Gene Ontology annotation, molecular function: hydrolase activity, hydrolyzing O-glycosyl compounds. Gene Ontology annotation, cellular component: plasma membrane. NCBI's taxonomy places the organism in Eukaryota, Viridiplantae, Streptophyta, Magnoliopsida, Proteales, Proteaceae. The transcript has a single exon. The record is from RefSeq and is a predicted model, not a curated record. Gene Ontology annotation, biological process: carbohydrate metabolic process. Bases 1 to 684 code for a protein of 227 amino acids.